This is a messenger RNA of Cyclocybe aegerita, 1416 nucleotides long. Lineage: Eukaryota; Fungi; Basidiomycota; Agaricomycetes; Agaricales; Hemipholiotaceae. The record is from the annotation of a GenBank genome assembly.
AUGGCAGUCUCCCUACCCAGCAUCCACGAGAUGUUCCCAGCGCACCUCAUUCACAGGGACGGGCUGAACGGAGAGAAGAUGACUGGACAGUCUCCGCCCGAACAGUCGUACCCACACCGCAGCGAUGUAUCAGGCCGACGACGUCAGGCAGUCGCCAGCACGCAAUCGAGCACGCAGGUUUACCCACUACACACUAACACCGUCGCCGCCCACGCACAAACGCCUGCUCCGCGCCCGAGUUUAGCGGCGCAUGCGUCAACCCAUACUCGCUUAAGCUUAGGCUCUCAGCAACAUCCUUGCUCGCAGCCUCGUCCACCUACACAAUCACCAGACUCCCCGGACCUUCCAUGCCGACAACCUCAUCAACGGACAGCGGAUGCGAGCGAUAGCGAAGAAGACGCCUCCGAGGGCGAGCCCGACCCCAGCUAUGUCUCGACGAAGAAGCGGCCAACCUACAGCGCUUAUCGCGGCGCACCUCCUUUCCAAGCGCCUACACACGGGAUGUCCAGAAUGCCAAUGAAUUUCCACAACGUUGUUCCGUCCGAGAAGAAACACGCUUGCCCUACAUGCUUUAAGAGGUUCAACAGGCCGAGUAGCUUGAGGAUACAUGUCAACACGCAUACGGGGGCUACUCCGUUCCGUUGUCCAUGGCCAAACUGCGGUCGGGAGUUCAACGUCAACUCGAACAUGAAGAGGCAUUAUCGAAACCACACCACGGCGGCAGCUUCCUCCGGUGCCCUCUCCUCUUCCUCCGGUUACCUCUCCUCAUACCCCCACCCAUCCGAUUCCAACCCAAUACGAACCAGGGUUUUCAGCCCUAUAACGACCAGUACUCAUCUGGCGACCCCUCCUGCUCUCCGAGGUUACAGCCCGCCCUGCGAUGGCUGCAUGCAUGGCUUUCCUGCUGUUGAAAGCCACGCUCGUGACGCCCCAGACGAUCGGUGGAGGAAGAGCCAACGGCCGGAGAGAGGAGCACGGCACAUGCAUAUUCCGAACCAGCUCCAGCCGGAUUACAUCACGCAUCAGAUGGAGCGCGAAAAAGAGCGAGCUACAAGGCCGCCGGCUGGGGACGAAGAAGAAGUUGAUGAGCUGGGUGUUUCCGACGGUGAAGACAUGGGGGCCGUCGAUGGGCCGCACGUUCCAUCCCCGUCCUCCGGACCCACUCGACCGCGAGGAGUUGAGCAUUUAACGUUCUCGUCCCCUAGUCCUUCGUUGUCGCCUUUGCCCCCACUUGCAGCUUUCGGUGGUUCUUCGUCCCGGUCAUCGCACUCAUCUGCGUCUUCCUCCGUGCCAGAGUCAGAGGCAACGUCAUAUUAUAACCUUUCGAUGCCAUAUUCAAGCAGUGUGACUAACCCCAGGGUGUCGACCGGUGUGCUGAGACCUGCGUUCAUGCAGACGAUGGCUGGUGGGAGGUGA